Didymella exigua CBS 183.55 is the source of this 792-nucleotide messenger RNA. RefSeq lists its product as uncharacterized. The record is from RefSeq and is a predicted model, not a curated record. NCBI's taxonomy places the organism in Eukaryota, Fungi, Ascomycota, Dothideomycetes, Pleosporales, Didymellaceae. The coding region runs from base 1 to 792 and encodes 263 amino acids. The transcript has 2 exons.
AUGCCGCAUUCUCAAUACGGUAUGAACCACUACGGUUCCUCGCAGUCGUCCUACUCAUCAGGCUACCCACCAGCGAGCCAGCAAGGCUAUUCAGACUCCAGAUCAUCAACAUCCGGAGGCUAUACUCCAUCGUAUGCGCCUAGCCCAGGACAUCAGUACGAACCGCAGCAAAGGAUGAAGGAGGAGCAAAGUGUGCUACCGCCGUAUCAGCCGCAGCAUCCGUCUUAUUCUCAUCGUAGCUAUCAACAGCAACCAUUGGAGUCGGUGCGACAAAGUUCUAGUGCGGGGGGAUACUCAUACCCUGCGCCUCAUAGCAACCUACCGAGCCAAAGCAUGGAGAAUAGCCCCUCAGCCUAUCCACCACCAGCCUUGUACCCACCAAAUACAUACGGCAUGAACGACUAUCGCGUGUCCCUUCCAACUAUUUACCCACCCUCAUCAACACCUGCCGCAUAUUCUGCAUAUGACCAUCCCCGGGGCAUUCCACCACCACCGGACAGCAACAUUCCUGCGCUCUCCUCGUCUCCGAGUAAUCAGAACGGCUCUGUAAUGCCGCGUGUUCUGAAUUCACGACCAAAGCCGCAAUGCUUUGAACAUGGAUGUAACGGCCGACAAUUUUCAACAUUUAGCAAUCUCCUACGGCACCAGCGUGAGAAGUCAGGAACCGCGACGAAGAGCCAGUGUCCGAGAUGCCACGCAGAGUUCACACGCACCACUGCUAUGAAGGGCCAUAUGCAGCAUGACAAGUGCAAGGCUCGCAGACCAUCAGAAGUAUCGAACAUGUCGAGAUGA